Molecule: messenger RNA, 1794 nt
Organism: Cadophora gregata
Lineage: Eukaryota; Fungi; Ascomycota; Leotiomycetes; Helotiales; Ploettnerulaceae
Exons: 1
Coding region: 148-1167 (339 amino acids)
Molecular function (GO): oxidoreductase activity
Source: RefSeq, a predicted model, not a curated record
UUGAACAGUAGUUCCCAUAGCUCUGGAAUGCCGUGUUCACAACAGAUCUCUAAGGUGAAAUUUGAUUGAAAACCUAAUUCAAAUCAACAUCAACAACAACAACUCCAGAAAUCCGACUUUUCCAAAGGUCCCAAAUACCGACCAGCCAUGGGUAGCAUCUCAGAGCCUCCAAAAACAUAUGGUACCUUCCGCUACAUAACGAAAGGCAUCAAACCAAUACCAAGCACCCAUUUCUACCACCUCCCCAGCCUUUCAGAAUUUAACGAUAUCCGCUCCCUCCCACUAAUCGACAUCCGUCCCUCCCUCUCCCUCGGCCCCAAAACACCUUACAAACUCUCCACCCACGGCUUCACUGCUGUGUAUUCCCCCAGCAUCUUAUCGUCUCCACCAUGUUCUCACCAAGACUGGAGCAAUGAGGAGCUGCUGAAAUCCACUUACAUUCCCGAGACUGAAGCGCUUUUACAACGCGUUACUGGGGCCAAGGCCGUACUGACAGAUUCGCUGGUUAUGAGGAGGACUCUACAUAGUGAAGUUGAUGGCCUUGCGAGAGAGGAGUCCGAAAAGGAGAUGAUGAUGUUUCUCAAAAUGGUGGGCACAAAAGCUGGGAGUGAGGGCAGUCCAGCGCCGAAAGUGCAUUUGGAUUACUCACCAAGCGGUGCGAGAACGCAUUUGAGAAAGUACCACCCUAAGACGAAGGAGUUUGCUAAGGAGAUUUUGGAGGCUGAAGACCGCUUGCUGGCGGAGGGGAUAAAGCCUGAGGAGAUAAAAGACAGGUAUCAGGGCUCGAGGUGGGCGAUGUUUAGUGUUUGGAGGCCGUUGAAGAGGGUGUUGAGGGAUCCAUUGGCGUUGUCGGAUGGUAAGACGUUUCCGAGGGAGGAUUAUGUGGAGUUUGAGGUGCGGGUUCCGAGCGGUGUGAGAGGGGAGGAGGAGGAGAAGGGACAUCCUGAGAAUGUGUACUUGGCAUAUGGGAGUGAUAGUCAUGAGUGGUUCUGGAUUGAGAAGCAAGAGCCGGAUGAGGUGCUUGUGAUACAGCUGUUUGAUAGUGAUGCGGAGAAGGAGGGAAGGGGUGGUGCUGGUGGGGUGAUGCAUUCUAGUGUCAGUAUUGAGGGGACGGAGAAUGAGGAAGCGAGGGAGAGCGUUGAGGUUAGGUGUAUUGCUAUAUGGUAACUAUACUGGACAGUGUUUGGAAGGAACCAGAUGCUGACCUAUUUCGGACACAUACUCUUCGUCCUCACAUCUGCGUCAAGACGCGCAUACGCAACGAUUUUGCUAGAUAGAAAAAGUUUUCCCGUAUUGAGCUCUACCAAACAAGUCUCCUCCAUGAAGCCAUUGUGAAGCGAGAACUGAGAUGUAUUGGCAUGUCUUGAAUUCAAGGGUACAGCGGGUCGAUACCAUUUCACACAGAACGACUGUCCUUGUGAUUGAAAGGGAAGUGACAAUCGAAUACGACCAUGACACUGAGACAUGCAACUCAGAAGUUUAAGUCACGUUUCAUGUCCAGAACUUCAAGUGAGUGCAACUAUUGGUGAGGCCAGCUCUUCCAGCAAUGAAAGAGAGAAGGGGGUGAGGAACGUGACAGCAGUUCCACGUGAUCAUACUUUGACCAGCUUUUCCCCAAAUAUCUCCAUCAGCGCUUCUCUUUGAACGAUAUCCAACUCAAAUGAAGAAAGAAAGAGAGAUGAAGCAAUUGAGUAACAAUGGACUGGAUCUGAACCUGAAAUCCCCACGUCGGGAAGCCAUGGAGACUUGGAGACUUGGAGACUUGGAGACUUGGAGACUUGGAGACUUGGAGGC